GAAGGUUUUACGUUUUCCUUUUGGUUGACUUUCUUUGGUACUCUGUAGAUGAGUUUUUCACCGUCUUUAACAGUCCUGCACUUGCAGUUUUUGCAGAAUGAAGUCUGUGGAGUCGUCUUUUUCGAAGUCGCUUGUACCCACUCAGUAUGAACAGGAGGGCAUUAGUGUGGAUAUUGAAGUACUGGAGGAUCUGCGUUCUGAUUUUCGAUUUUGUUUGGUUGGCAAAGUAUUCUCUAUUCGUUCUUAUCCUCAUGGUGUUUUCAAAACUUUGAUUGCCAAACUAUGGGAUUUUGCUUCAGGCUUGAGUAUUCGCGAGGUGGCUGACAAUUUGUACCUAUUCCGCUUCCAAAGGGAACAAGAUCUGACUCGGGUUCUGGCUAUGGAACCGUGGUCCUUCAAACGAAUGUUAAUUCUUUUACGGCGUGUGGAUGGUGCUUCUCCGGUUCGUGAAAUCACUCUCAGCACCACUGAUUUUUGGAUUCAGGUCCAUAAUUUGCCCAUUCUCAGUAUGACGGCUUCAGUGGCCCGUUUGAUUGGCAAUCGUUUGGGUUCCUUUCUGGAGGUUGCACAGGGCGAUGAUGGAGACUGUAUCGGUCGGUGCUUGCGUAUCAGAGUAAGGGUUGAUGUCACCAAACCUUUGUGGAGGGGGAUGAACAUUUCCUUUUCAGGAAUUGGUUCGAAAUGGGUUGACUUUACUUAUGAGAGAUUGCCGGAAUUUUGUCAUGAUUGUGGGAGUUUAGAACAUUGGACACCAGAUUGUUCCAGGCCUUCUAUGGAUAUUCGUGUGGGUGUUGUGAAACCUUUCAGUAGUAGUUUGCAUGCUAGUCUGGAGCCUUUUGGUGGUCCGCGUUUCUCAGAUCGACGGGCCCGUGACCGUUCUAUUACCUUUUCUGAGUUGGCAGGACCGUCUUGUGAUGAAGAUCGUCGUUGGCUUAAUCCUUCUUCUGCGGUGGUUCUGCAAUCGCCUGAGCACAACUUAGCGGUUGGUAGCGGUUAUUCAGAUUUAUCUCCUUCAAUUCAGGAGAUAAGUCAGUUACAUGGUUUUCAAAAGUCUGAAGCGGUUUCUCCUUUGCCAGUUGGAAAGUUAAAGGCCCAAGUUUCUAUGUCCCACACUUCUCAAUUGGGCCUCUCUGGUACAGCUACUUUACAUGAUCCGGCCCAAAGGGUUGAGACUUCGAGCCCUGUACUUCCUACAAAUCUAGAUACAUCAACUACUUCAGUCUCCCCCUUAACUUCUGGUUUCUCUGAUAUUUCUUUUCCAAAUUCUACUCAUUUGGAAAUUGGUCUAGGUCUUUCUUCCACCUCCUGCAAAGGUUGGAAACGGUCUGCUCGUCUAAAAGGUGUUGCUGAUACCACUCUUCCUCUCACAGAUGUUACUAAUUCUAUUCCUCUUUUGGGUGGUCUUCCUGAUGACUUCACUCACGGCUCUUUGCAGAUCAAAUGUCCUAAGAAAAUCAAGGUUAAUUCUCUUUCGUCUGGUGACAAAACCGUGGUGGAUGCAGCAGGGCUGCCCCACCACGAGAAAUGA
This is a messenger RNA of Prunus avium (sweet cherry), 1528 nucleotides long. The record is from RefSeq and is a predicted model, not a curated record. Lineage: Eukaryota; Viridiplantae; Streptophyta; Magnoliopsida; Rosales; Rosaceae.